AUGUCCUCCCGCGCCCUUCGCAAGCUGCAGAAGCUGCGCGAACAAGAACUGCAGCAGGCAGAGCACGAAGAGCACGACUCCAGCGACGAUGAGCCGGCCGCUCGGUUGUCGAAGCCGAAAUUGAACACCUUUGACCUUCUAAAUGACAUCGAUGAUUAUGAAGAUGAUCAAGGCUCCAACGAGGACAUCCAAGAGCCUGUGAUACAGCCCACAGAAUGCGUGCCCACAGAAAUCGUACCCACGAACCCCACCAACUCAAAGAAAAAGAAAAAGACCAAAAAGAAGAAGGCAUCAACAAAAAAUGCAGCAGACGGACUGGCAUCUACGAAGUUGGAGGAUGGAGAGCUAGACGAAAUUGACCGAGCACUGAAAGAACUGGCAGUCGACCCUCGACAUUUCGCUUCAGGAACUACUACCUCCGCGGCCGGGUCGACACAAGCUGCCCGCGAUGCUUCAUUUGCAAAGACUCCCGAGGACCUGCUCGCGAUCGAGCCGAAGUUUCUCAAUGCGACAAACGAAAUGCGCCGAUUGUUUGGCAACGUGGUGUUAGAGAAUUUCGACCAGCAAGAUUCCGGCACAGGCCGUAGGAGAGACCGGAACCGCGAAACCAUUGAUCUCGGCCAGGCGCUUUCAGGGAGAUACAGCCCUGCGAGUCGAGGACAGAGCUUGGCUGGGGUUACACUACGACGGAACGUCCUCAUGCAAGGCAAGGACGAAUGGCCUCGGGCUUCUAGUGGAGGUCUCGGCAUGGAGCUGGCAGAGAAGCUUGAGACUGGUGCCACUGUGUACCGGAUUCUUCAUAACGCCUCGUACCUGGAUGUGCAGCGGCAGUUUGACAUUUGUGUUGAAUCGAUGGAUCCUCAACGGAUGAUCCAGCUCCUGCAAUACAAUCCGUAUCAUAUCUCGACCCUUCUACAGGUGUCGGAAAUCGCCAAACACCAAGGGGAUCAUGCCGUCUCAGCUGAUCUCCUCGAGCGGGCCCUGUUUAACAUUGGUCGCUCGACGCAUUCGUCGUUCGGAAUCCGCCUCAAGGAAGGCCAAGCCAAGCUGGACUUUAUUCAUAUGGAGAAUCGGGAGCUAUGGCUGGUCGGUUGGCGGUAUAUCGCCAACCUUGGUAUGAAGGGAACGUGGAGGACGGCGUACGAAUGGGCCAAGAUGUUACUGGGGCUGAACGCCAAUGAUCCGUACUGUAUCCGACUCCUCCUCGAUAACCUGGCUCUUCGGGGCCGAGAAUAUUCCCACUUUGUUGAGCUCUGCACGCAGACACGAUUGAGCAAGGACUGGUCUUCGCUGCCGAACAUCCAAUGCUCACUGGCGCUGGCUUAUCUCCGGUUGGGCAAGCCCAAAGAAUGUCGAGAACAACUACGUCGGUCUAUGUCGCGCUACCCGUGGGUGUAUUGCAAACUGGCCCAUGAACUCGACAUCCAGCCCAUGCCCAAGCGAAUCUGGGGUAAGAUGCCCCCUACGGAUGCCCACGAACUGUUCAUGGAACUCUACAUUUCACGAGCCAAGGAUCUCUGGAACACGCCCGAGGCCGUCUCUUUGAUUGUGGAGGUUGCCGACACCCUGGAUGGAGAGGAAGAGCCGGUUGAACCGCCCGAGAUCACGCUCGAUAUCGCCCGUCAUGUGGUUCUUUCUGAUAUCCCUCGCGUCACAACUCACCUGCCCAGCCGGUUUAUCUCAGGACGGAUAUCGGCGUCCGACCCCCUUCCCCCGUACGAUUCGGACGCUUUCCGGCAGCAGUCCGAUCCCACCCCAUCGUACUUGUCUCAGGUGCCCGAGGUGGGUCGGCCCCAAUGGCUUCAAGUCCUUCUGGACCAACUCCAGAACGGCGCCCUGCAUUUCCCUCGAUUCCAACGGGGGGAGGACCAGGCGGCCGGUGAUGAUGGACUCGCCGAGGGCGAACGCGAGAGGGAUUUGGCUCGUCCACAACAUCCCACUGCCGAGCAACAGCCCCUGCUGGAGCAAUGGCUCUUGGGCGACGGCCUAUUCACCCUCGAGGCUUUUCUCCGACAAUACGGCGUCGACCGAGGGAAUUGGGGGGAUGUAGUUGACUAUUCUCCCUUGACGGAGUAUGUGGAUGCCCUUGACGCGGUGCUGCCAGAUGCGCGCCAGAGGCUUUUACACGGGUCCAUCCGGGAGGCAAUGGGGGAGAUGGUGGUGGAUAUGCUGGAAGACGAGCUGCAACUGCAGCAGUACGAUGAGGAUGAAGAGGAGUGA
This is a messenger RNA of Aspergillus tanneri, 2220 nucleotides long. Its product is annotated as transcriptional repressor TCF25 family protein. The record is from RefSeq and is a predicted model, not a curated record. Bases 1 to 2220 code for a protein of 739 amino acids. Gene Ontology annotation, cellular component: RQC complex. Gene Ontology annotation, biological process: rescue of stalled cytosolic ribosome; ribosome-associated ubiquitin-dependent protein catabolic process. Gene Ontology annotation, molecular function: protein binding. NCBI's taxonomy places the organism in Eukaryota, Fungi, Ascomycota, Eurotiomycetes, Eurotiales, Aspergillaceae. The transcript has a single exon.